Pseudozyma flocculosa PF-1 is the source of this 1281-nucleotide messenger RNA. RefSeq lists its product as uncharacterized. Gene Ontology annotation, biological process: L-aspartate biosynthetic process. NCBI's taxonomy places the organism in Eukaryota, Fungi, Basidiomycota, Ustilaginomycetes, Ustilaginales, Ustilaginaceae. Gene Ontology annotation, molecular function: L-aspartate:2-oxoglutarate transaminase activity; pyridoxal phosphate binding. The record is from RefSeq and is a predicted model, not a curated record. Gene Ontology annotation, cellular component: cytosol. The coding region runs from base 1 to 1281 and encodes 426 amino acids. The transcript has 4 exons.
AUGUCUGCCGCUACCGCCACUGCCAACGGUGGCACCUCAGCCCUCGCCGUGUGGAGCCAGGUCCCCCAGGCACCCGAGGAUGCCAUCUUCAAGCUCACAUACGCCUACAAGGCAGACCAGUACGACCGGAAGGUCAACCUCGGUGUCGGCGCAUACCGCGACGACGACGGCAAGCCCUGGGUCCUGCCCUCGGUCAAGCAGGCCCAGACGGCGCUGAUCGCAGACGAGUCGGUCGACCACGAGUACCUCUCCAUCACCGGUCUGGCCGAGUUCACCUCUUCGGCCGCAAAGCUCAUCCUCGGUGGCGACUCGGCCGCCAUUGCAGAGAAGCGCGUCGCCUCGGUCCAGACCAUCAGCGGGACGGGCGCCAACCACCUCGGCGCCGUCUUCCUCAGCCGCUUCUACGGCUUUGAAAAGUUUGGCGUCGAGAGGCAGAUCUACAUUUCCAACCCCACCUGGGCCAACCACAAGGCCAUCUUCAACAGCGUUGGCAUCAAGCCCGUCGACUACCCAUACUACGACCCAAAGACGAUUGCGCUAGACUUCGAGGGCUUCACAAAUACUCUGCGGAGCGCCAAGAACCAGAGCAUCUUCCUCUUGCACGCCUGCGCCCACAAUCCGACCGGCGUCGACCCGACGCCCGAGCAGUGGCAGCAGAUCGCCGACAUCUUUGUCGAGAAGGGUCACUUUGCCUUCUUCGACUGCGCCUACCAGGGCUUCGCGUCGGGAGACCUCGAUCGCGACGCCGGUGCGGUGCGACACUUUGUGGCGCGCAAGUCGAUCCCCCUCCUCAUCUGCCAGAGCUUUGCCAAAAACGCCGGCCUCUACGGCGAGCGGGUGGGCGCGCUCCACGUCGUCUCGGCCACGCCCGAGCAGAGCGCCGCCGUCCUGUCGCAGCUCGCCGUCAUCCAGCGGAGCGAGAUUUCCAACCCGCCCGCGUUCGGUGCCCGCGUCGUCAAGAUGAUUCUCACCGAGCCCAAGCUCUACGCGCAGUGGCAGGCCGACGUCAAGAAGAUGGCGGGCCGCAUCAUCGACAUGCGCCAGCGCCUCUUUGACCUCUUGACCAAGCAGCUCAAGACGCCCGGCAACUGGGACCACAUCCUCAAGCAGAUUGGCAUGUUUACAUUCCUCGGCCUCGACACGGAUCAGUGCAAGCGUCUGCUCGAGGAGGGCCACAUCUACCUCACCGCCAACUCGCGCAUCAGCAUGGCCGGCCUCACGACAAAGAAUGUCGAGUACGUCGCCGGCUGGAUCGACAAGGUCGUCCGCGAGAAGAAGUGA